UCCAAUUGAGCGAAGAGCCUCUUGUUCAUAGUGUUUUAACUUUAUUUGUCACUCUUGAUCAUUGUUGAUAACACUUGAACUGUUGGUUUAUUUCACUGGUUGCAGAGAAAACCAAGGAAGAUGUGUCUACCAUUGCGGAAAAGUUGAUGACCAAAAGACGGGAACAACUGAAAGAAAAUAGGGAGGCUGAUAUUCGAAAAAGUUUGUCAGUUAAUUCUUUAGACAACGAAACAAAAUCUCGUAAGCUUAGAAGAUAUCAAAUCAUGAACAAGGACUACAGAGAAAUCCUUGGUAACCUUGAUUAUUUAGACUGUGUAAGUCUUAGUUUAGUGGAUGAAGUUAGCCAGGGCAUGACUAUUAACUCAUUCUUACAGUCUAUAGAACCAUUCUCUGAGUGCAGCGUACAGGACUUGAUAGAAUGGAUGGAAAAUUCCAAAAAAGUCCUCAAAAAAACACAAUCAACACAAUGGGGCAGUGUUUCUUCUAUUUUGUUUACUGUGUAUACAAAAGAGGCCAUAUUCGAAUUCAAGGAAAAAGAUAUUGUUGAGGUUAUUGAUCACAGUAUACGAUGUGCAAUAGAGAGCGAGAAUUGCAUACUCAUUUCAGAGCUUGUGAUGGCAUACUUAUUUGAUCACGAUAUUCAGUUGCAAAGAGUGUUUGAAGAUAUGAAGGGUAUUAGUCCUGCCAUUAUUGACACAAUGUUACAAACAGUGAGAACUCUGAUUUUGAGAAAAUUCCGUUAUCUCCAAAACAACGCCAUCGUUGUGUCUUUCUGUAAGGAGUGUGGACGAGAAAAUCGUCUGGUGAUGAUCAUGUCAUACAAAGGAAAUAUAGACAUGAAAGACAGAAUUCCAGACAAAAUGAUGGGAUUCGAGCUUGUCUUGUAUAAUUUUACACAACCGUCAGAUGAAGCAUCGAGUGUCUUCAAAUCCGUUUCACUUUUAAAGAAAACUGCAUUGCCAACAGUAACAGAAAGAGAAGCAAGAGAACUAUUUAGGAAACACUCCAAUCUCACAAUGAUAUCAGUCUCACCAUAUAAAUCCAUAGGAUAUUCCAAGGGGAGGCACAGAGUUGUAGAGAAACUGUGUAUUAGUCUAUUUUGUUUCCAUAAAGGGUAUAUUCCCUAUGGAGAAGAACAGUUUCCAAAACAAUUAGGGGAGUUUGAAGUGGAUGUCUAUGAGGGGUACAGUGUUCUUGGAAGUGGCGUAUCUCUAGACAUUGGCGGGUAUAUUUGCCGUGCAGGUUGUGGGAGUAUUGGGGGGGUUAUGGAUCUCCCCAAUAAUAAAACUGGUCUUAUUACUUGUGCGCAUGUUAUAUUUUCAUCAAAAGAACUAGAAAAAUUGGAAUCAAAGAACGGAAUUCCUCCAGACAGUAAAGUAAAAGCCUUUGAUAGAACAGCUCACACAUAUAGAGUGUGUGGAAAAUGUGUUGCUGCAGAAUUUCCGAAAUGUUUCCAACAUGCCACACCUCCACAACCUAAUGUUGAUGCUGCUUUAAUUGAACUUGAUCCAGUGAUAGACACCUUCAGGUUACCCACUGUGUCCUCAGACCAAUUGUAUUCUGCAGGUUUUGACCCAGAUAAUCCCCCAGCAUUUUCGGGAGACGUUGUAUCUCCUGAGUACUCAAACAGUUUACAAAUUCCAGACAAAUUAGACAGUGUGGUAAAAUACGGCGGCGAAACUGGAUUGACCAUCGGUCAUCUUUACCACAGUAGUACCCAUAUCCGGUUUAUAAAUCAUGAUUUGAAACUCCCGGAUAAUUCACGAAGUGCUAUUAUGUGUGAUCAAAUUGAAAUUCAAAACUUUCCUCAGCGACAGUUUUUUUAGUGUGGUGACUCCGGUUCGUGUGUCUUUUGUAUCAAUUCUGAUAAAACACUCAGCUGUCUCGGGAUGGCAGUUGGACUAUCCCUUCCACAAAAGACCUGUCUAGUGACUCCUAUUGACAGAAUAUUACGCAGUGUGUGUCCUCCUGGUGCUCAGAUAAAACCUUGUAGUUCUUUGCUUGAUCAAAACAGGACCAAUACUCAACCUCAAGCAACGUUAGACAUGAUUCUGGCAGCCAUUGGAAAUUUUCAGACUUCUUUACAGAGUGUUGAAACUAAUUUCCAAGCUUCAUGUACAAACUGAAGUUCGAACUCUACAGAGUCAGGUGAAACGAAUUGAAGAUUCGAAAACUCGAACAUCGUCAGAUCAAUCCAAUGCUAUUCAAAAUUAAGAUUAUGUUGAGAUAAACCAUCUGAUUAUACAUUGUUUAACAAUAUUUGCAUUUAAACAAUCUUAGAUCACCUGAGCCAAAGGUUCUAGUGAGCUUUUCUGGUCUAAGUUUGUCCGGCGUCAGUAGUUGUCGUCACGAUCGUGAACUUUUCACAUUUUCAUCUCCAGAAACACUGAAUCAAUUUCAUUCAAACUUUGUACAAAUCUUUCUUGAUUAAAGAAAAUUAAAUUUUGUUCAAAUGAAGGGGAAGCGAUCAAUGUUGUAUGAAAUAAAAUAAUACUUUGUGGUCACCCUUUGGAGCUAGCCUACACAAUAUGAAGUCAAAUUUUUCAUGGGAAUAAACUGACAAAAUGUAAAACUUACAACAGCUGAACAACAGCAGUGCCAAGGGAAUUGGGUGAGCGAUGUGUCGCAUGGGUCUCUUGUCAAAAGUCAGGAAUAUAUGUCAAGGAUUUUAUGAUGUAUAUUAGAUGUUUAAACAGUUCACAUCACUGUGUUAUUGUAAAAAGUCAGGAAUUUAUGUCAAGGAUUUUAUGAUGUAUAUUAAAUGUAUAAACAGUUGACAUCACUGUUAUUGUAAAAAGUCAGAAAUAUAUAAACAGUUGACAUCACUGUUAUUGUAAAAAGUCAGAAAUAUAUGUCAAGGAUUUUAUGAUGUAUAUUAGAUUUAUAAACAGUUUACAUCACUGUGUUAAUGUGCUCAUGUUCAUUACCAUUAUUAUAAGCAAAAUUCAUUAAAACUUUUUUUGUUUUUUAUCAAAGGAUUAAAAAGUGAA
Molecule: messenger RNA, 2990 nt
Organism: Ostrea edulis (European flat oyster)
Lineage: Eukaryota; Metazoa; Mollusca; Bivalvia; Ostreida; Ostreidae
Exons: 2
Coding region: 147-1826 (559 amino acids)
Source: RefSeq, a predicted model, not a curated record